AUGAAGAUUACCAGUCUUCCCGUUGUCGCUGCCACUGCAGUUCUGUACAUGGCCCUCGGUGUUCAAGCGGCUGAGUGUGUCGUUGGCGGCGUGACGAAAAAUUGCUGCUGGGGAGACAAAGAUGGCGGCUCCAUGGCGUGCAAACGACAGCGGAAGGGCAAUAGACCCAAAGACGAAUAUUACUCGUGUGAGAGCGAAGAAGCCAACUGGUGCAGCACUCUCGACAUUACCAAGGAGGAAUGUGACGCGGAUUGCUGUGAUACCAACACUAGAAAGGGAAUUACUUGUCCUUAA
Messenger RNA from Colletotrichum truncatum, 294 nucleotides. RefSeq lists its product as uncharacterized. Lineage: Eukaryota; Fungi; Ascomycota; Sordariomycetes; Glomerellales; Glomerellaceae. The record is from RefSeq and is a predicted model, not a curated record.